AUGUAUACAUCUAUGUAUACCUGUAUUCCGCUAUCUAUCUAUCUAUCUAUCUAUCUAUCUAUCUAUCUAUCUAUCUAUCUGUCUAUUGUGUGUGUGUCUGUAACGUUUAUCUAUCUAUCUAUCUAUCUAUCUCAAUCUUUCAUAUAUUUAUCUCAGUCUAUCUCUCUAUACCUUUAUCUAUCUAUGUUUUUAAAUCUCUCUAUACCUUUAUCUAUCUAUCUAUCUAUCUAUCUAUCUAUCUAUCUAUUUCGAUAUCUAUCUCAAUCUCUCUAUACCUUUAUCUAUCUAUCUAUCUCAAUCUCUCUAUACCUUUAUCUAUCUAUCUAUCUAUCUAUCUAUCUAUCUAUCUAUCUAUCUAUCCCUUUACCUAUCUAUCUAUCUAUCUAUCUAUCUCAAUCUCUGUAUUUAUCUAUCUCACUCUCUCGAAACCUUUAUCUAUCUCAGACUCUCUAUACCUUUAUCUAUCUAUCUAUCUAUCUAUCUAUCUAUCUAUCUAUCUAUCUAUCUAUCUCAAUCUUUCAUGGAUCUAUCUCAAUCUCUCUAAAGCUCAAUUUCUCUAAAUAUCGAUCUCUCUCAAUCUCUAUCUCUCUAAACCUCUAUCUCUCUCUCCAUCUCUAUAUCUCUAUCUCUCUAUAUCUCCAUCUCUCUGUUCGUGUAUCUUUCUAUAUCACCAUCUCUCUCUAUCUCUAUCUAUGUAUCACUCUAUAUCUAUCUAUCUCUUUAUCUCUCUAUACCUCUUUAUGUGUCUAUAUCUCUCUAUCUCUCUCUCUCUCUCUCUCUCUCUCUCUCUCUCUCUCUCUCUCUCUCUCUCUCUAUCUCAUAUUCACAUCUAUAUAUCAAAGCCCAAGGUUAUAUUUAUUACAGAUUGCGUCUGAUUAA
Messenger RNA from Acanthosepion pharaonis, 879 nucleotides. The record is from the annotation of a GenBank genome assembly. NCBI's taxonomy places the organism in Eukaryota, Metazoa, Mollusca, Cephalopoda, Sepiida, Sepiidae.